Molecule: messenger RNA, 945 nt
Organism: Bombina bombina (fire-bellied toad)
Lineage: Eukaryota; Metazoa; Chordata; Amphibia; Anura; Bombinatoridae
Gene: NXT2
Product: nuclear transport factor 2 like export factor 2
Exons: 4
Coding region: 100-534 (144 amino acids)
Biological process (GO): protein import into nucleus
Cellular component (GO): nuclear pore central transport channel
Source: RefSeq, a predicted model, not a curated record
GACGAGUGUGAGUAAAAGGGCAGCUAUUGUGUAUUGGUGCUGAUCUCUAGCAAUACAGCAGUUGCCAAUUUCUCAGGGGCUUUAGGCUACAGCGGAAAAAUGGGACCGUCUGACAUCAGCAAGGAUUUUAGAACUGAUGUAGAUCUGGCAUGCAGAGCAGCAGAAGAAUUUGUCACUCUUUAUUAUGAAACAAUUGAUAAGCGCAGAAGGCAACUGAUUAAACUUUAUAUGGACACAGCUACAUUAGUAUGGAAUGGGAACCCUAUAUCAGGGCAAAACGACCUUAUUGAAUUCUUUGAAAUGUUGCCGUCAAGUGAGUUUCAUGUCAAUAUGCUUGAUUGCCAUCCUGUCCAUGACCAAGCUACCCAAGGGCAGAAAACCGUACUUGUUGUUACUCAUGGAUCAGUAAAAUUUGAGGGUAAUAAACAACAGUACUUCAACCAGCAGUUCCUGUUGACUCUUCAUGUAAUGCCGGCCAACAGCGUAUGGAAGAUAGUGAGUGACUGUUUCCGAUUCCAGGAAUUGGUUAGCUAGGGCCCAGUGUUCACAGAAGUCUGCAAUAAGCUGUGUUCUGUUUCAGAACUCAUCUGUAGUUUUGGAUCUUCACCAUCCGGCAACUUGUUGAAGGACGAUCGAUUUUUCAACGUGUAUUUCAUCACAAGUAUAAGCCAAGCUUUGUGUAAAGUUCUGUUUAAACCAGAAUGAAAUCUAGCUACAAGCGCCAGCUGUAUUGUUUGCUGAUAUAACCAUCUUGUGGUUUUAAUUUUAUAUUUAAAACAGAAUAACCAUUUAUGUUGGUGUUCAUACCAACAGACGUAUUUCUUUCUUAAUAUUAAUGUUUUGUUUUUUUUGUAAAGUAUGCUACUCCAAAAGAUCAUUGUUUAUGUAAACAAAUGAAUUUUUUUUCUUUUUUUGAAAUUUUAUAAUAAAAACUCCCUAAACUGA